Messenger RNA from Aspergillus puulaauensis, 3318 nucleotides. RefSeq lists its product as uncharacterized. The transcript is spliced from 4 exons. Gene Ontology annotation, molecular function: protein binding. Bases 1 to 3318 code for a protein of 1105 amino acids. NCBI's taxonomy places the organism in Eukaryota, Fungi, Ascomycota, Eurotiomycetes, Eurotiales, Aspergillaceae. The record is from RefSeq and is a predicted model, not a curated record.
AUGGAUGACUCAGUAUGGGAGUUAUACAAGCCAGAGCUUCACCGGCUCUACAUUCAACAGAACAAGAUCUUGUCGUAUGUCAGGGAGUACAUGGCAUCCAUGUACGGCUUUGACGAGACAACGGCUCAGUACACGAAGCACUUUAGGAAAUGGGGGUUCCAAAAGAACCAAAAGCUCUCCGAGCAGGAGGGCAUUUUUAUCGGGAAACGCAUGGACAAACGGAAACGGGAGUUUGAAAAGAAGAGUGAGGUACACAUUAACGGCAUUGAGUAUGCGCCGCGCAAGCUCCAGAAGGCAAUAUAUGGUAAAGCCUAUGUGCCGACAAUGCAGAGCCAUGGCUUCCCUGGAGCUCCGUCGCCAGAUACCCCCGAGGGCAUCGUUGUCUGUACCCCGGCAACACCCAGCAUGCAGCUUGAUUGGAAUCUGGCUCUCCCAUGGCUGCGGUUUUCAAAGCUCUUGCGGACAGAACAGACCGAAGUCUCGUCUCCAGCUCAACAGCCGUCGCCGACCUCCACCUUGGCUGUAGCCUCUCCCCGAGAACCUAAUGCUAUAUCACACACCGUGAAAUACCAAGUGGUAGAUCGUUUGAGAUACCUUGUUCCCUGGGACCGGCUGUCUCACCCCAUUGGUGUGAACAGCAGCUCGCGAACCGCUACCGGCCUGCGCAUUCUAAUGCCCGAAGAGUCCGAGGGCCAACUCCACGCUUUGGCGAUGCGAUUCUCCGAAUCCAAGCAGUCCACAACUGAUAGCCUGGGCCUGGAGAUGUUUUUGCUAUCCAAUAACCUGGUUUCACACGGGCCAGACGGGAAAACAUUCGAUAGCAUGAGAUCUCAUGAUAAGCGGGUCAUGGAGAUCUUGCGAGUAUCCGGAUGGAAUACCGUCGCGCAACUUCAAAUCCUGCUAUCAGCUAAGGAGCCAACAGCCGGCGCCAUAGCAGAGAAGAUUUUUGCUAGUGCCUUGCGAAUUCUAGACGAAGACGUCGUUGAAAUGAUGCUUGAGGCUGGUAUGAGCCCCGAUGGCUGUAUCGACACUGUGGACAAUGGCUCUCUUACGCCGCUACAAUUUCUUGCCACCCUUGGUGGCAUUUACACGGAGCUUAUUGAAGUUUUUAUAUCCCGCGGUGCAGACCUCAACAAAUCAUACAACGACAUUUCAGCCCUUGAAUAUGCUGUUGAUUUUGAUAAUACGGUCGUGAUUGAGGUCUUGCUUUCCCGAGGUGCUCGUGUUACACCAUCGUGUCUCGCUGCUGCUGCAAGGAACAUUCAGGAUUUAAGCCGUUUCCAGAGGUUUCUAGGCCCCGAUACAGAUGUAAACGAACGGAGCGGGUGGCAGGGACCCAGUCCGCUAGCCCAGGCUGUGUCGUCAGGAAGCAUUGAGAUCAUAAACCUCCUACUUACUAGGGGGGCCGAUGUUAACGCAUUCCAUGAGAUUGAUUUCAAUCACGACGUGGGAUUCACUACGGUACUUGGAAUUGCAGUGCAGUCAGGGAAGCUGGAAAUCAUUGAAGCUCUGCUACACGCUUGUCCGGACGUCAACCCCGAGAUAGAAGACGGGCUGCCCUAUGUUUCGCCGCUUGCCAUAGCUGCGUCCACUGCUAAGGGAUGGCCUGGGGCUGUUACCCUUCUUCUCCAAGCGGGAGUUGACAUUUCUAUUGCCGAUGGCUGUAGCGAGCGGACCCUAUUAGAACUUGCUAGUCGGAAUACCAAGAAUAUUGGCGUUUUCGAGCUGUUGGUGGGGUACGGCGCAAUGAUAGACAGGCCACUGUCUGAGAAAGAACAUGCUACGUCUGCCCUGCUUUCUGCUGUGAAAGCCGGUGCUACAGAGCUGGUCAGUUUGCUCAUUAGUAUGGGAGCGCGGCUCAACGAUGUGUACAGCACCCCCCCUGGAACGGCACUUGGGGCAGCCAUUGAAAAGGGAGAUCUGGAUCUUAUUCAGAUGUUGCAGGUUGCAGGAGCUGUUUCGAUUAGCCCAAAGCUUAGACGCAUCACCAAUUUAGAAACUGCUGAGUAUCUAGACGAAAUCGGGCUGCUUCAAGGUAUUCUGGAUAUAUCCGGAGCCGAGAUCCUGAAAGCUGCACUAUUAGCAAAAGACAACAAUCUGGCACAGAGACUGCUCUAUCGUAUUGUUGAGUUUAACACCCUCGGCGCAGAGGCGACGGACUAUAACGGCCGUAUAUCCCAGAAGACGCCGCUGCAGACCGCAAUUACCACGAAGCGUCUCCCUGUUGCAUACACCAUCCUCGAACGGGGGGCAACAGUCGUCGAUUGUGACCUUGCAGUCGCGGUGCAAUAUACUGUUAAGUACAACGAUACUGAAUUGUUAAGGCGUCUACUCACGAGGUUCCAAGGGAGCGCUCCAACCGCAAUGGCUGAAGCAAUCCUAUCAGACAGGCCGGACCUCCUUCAGCUCCUCCUCGCCGCGGGUCUGGAUGCAACGGGGCAGCCACAGAAAUUUCGUUGUCAAUCGGAGGUGUCUGAAGAUAGCGACAUCUACUUUGACCCCCCGGAGUCAGUUCUAGAAAUACUAUCCCAGUCGAACAACAGGCCAAUGCUGGAAACAAUUCUGCACAGCUGCCCCUGGAGUCCAAGUUUAGUAGGACGUGCUUUAACUUUAUCAAUCAUCUCUAGCCACAUCGAACUAGCGACAUACCUGUUAAGCUGGCAUGUGGACGUAAACCAAGAGAUCACAAUUUACCAUCCGGAAGUGGAGGACGAAGACGGAAAGCCCAUACCAGGGUAUAAGAUAGUGGUUACUCCCUUGCAAAUUGCAGUGAGGGACCAGCAUGUCCAUGUUGUAGAACAAAUGUUGGGUACACACCCCGCUAUCGACAUCAACUAUUUGGGAGCAGGCGAAAACCGUCGCACAGCCCUACAGCAUGCCGUGGAGAAUGGAAACAUGGAGUUGGUCAACUUACUUCUUCAUCAUGGAGCCAAUAUAAAUUCCACUCCCGCAAGAGACGGAGGGGCAACUGCACUCCAAAUUGCAUCAAUCCGCGGAUACCUGGGGAUCGCGCGAAGGCUUAUCGAGCUGGGCGCCGAGAUCAAUGCUGCCCCUGCAAGGGUGAAUGGGAGAACGGCCCUUGAGGGAGCGGCAGAACACGGCCGGAUUGAUAUGAUCCAGAUGCUCCUCCUAGGAGGGGCCUCAGUCACUGGUGAUGAUGGGCAGCGCCAAUACCGCCGCGCGAUUGAGUUUGCAGAGAGGAAUGGGCAUAAUGCAGCUGCGCGACUGUUGAUCUCUUUCGAGCCUCGGCAGGAGGAAAUGGGGCCUGAUUCAGGCGAUGGUGUUGAUGGUAUAAAAAGUGCUGAUUGGGGCUGUUAA